Messenger RNA from Physella acuta, 1301 nucleotides. Its product is annotated as cyclin-H. NCBI's taxonomy places the organism in Eukaryota, Metazoa, Mollusca, Gastropoda, Physidae. Gene Ontology annotation, biological process: regulation of transcription by RNA polymerase II; DNA-templated transcription. The record is from RefSeq and is a predicted model, not a curated record. Gene Ontology annotation, cellular component: transcription factor TFIIK complex. Gene Ontology annotation, molecular function: cyclin-dependent protein serine/threonine kinase regulator activity.
AUCUAGCUGUAUUCUGGCCAAAAAAAGGUUAGAGGUAAAGAUUAUGAAAGUAAAGUGACAACCUGGUCCUAGAUGACUAUUUAAAAUAUUUCAUCGGUUGCCAAGUACAAGAAUGUUUUCUACAAGCUCCCAGCUCAAACACUGGCUUUUCAGUGGAGAAACAGAACUUUCUACAUGCAGGACAAAAGCAAAUGCAGCAUAUAUUGAGAGCAGACGAGGAAAUAUGACAGAUGAGGCAGUCGCAGCCUACUUUUUAUCACCAGCUGAGGAGAAAAUUUUAAGCCGGCAGUAUGAAGUUGUUUUACGCAGAUUUUGUUCUGAAUUUCAGCCACCCAUGCCCAAAUGUGUCAUUGGAACUUCACUGGCAUUUUUUAAAAGAUUUUAUGUACACAAUUCCAAUAUGGAUUUCCACCCUAAAGACAUAAUGUUAACUUGUGUCUACCUGGCUUGCAAGGUUGAAGAGUUUUAUGUUCCUAUUGGUCAGUUUGUGAGGAAUCUCAGAGGUGACAGAGAAAAAUUUGCUGAUGCCAUUCUUAGUUUUGAACUCACUCUGAUGGCUAAAUUGAACUACCAUUUAACCGUCCACAACCCAUUUAGACCUUUGGAAGGAUUUUUUAUAGAUAUUAAGACAAGAUUCAAAGAAGCUCAAAAUUUUGAAAGAAUAAGAAAAUCUGCUGAAGAAUUUAUAGAGCGGAGUUUACAGUCAGAUGCUUGUCUCAUAUUUUCACCUUCACAGAUAGCUCUUACUGCCAUUAGAUUUGGUGCAGCUAAAGAAGGAAUACCCAUUGACAAAUACAUUAAAGAGAUACUUUUAAAAUCAGCGAGUGAGAAGGAAGCUGAGAACACAAUGUAUCAAUUACGGCGGGUCAAAUUCAUUGUUAAAAAUACUGAACAAGUGCCGAGAGAGCAGGGUCAAGCUGUACAGAAAAAACUAGACCAGUGUCGCAAUCAAGAAAAUAAUCCAGAUAGUGAUGUAUAUAAGCAGCGUAUGUUGGAAAAACUGGAUGAAGAGGAGGAUAUGAGGGUGAGAAAGAGAGCAAGGUUAACAGAGGAGGAUUCUUUGUUUUUCUCUUUCUAAUACAAGGACAAGUGAAGAUUUGGCUUUGGUCUAUCUCAGGAACUACCUUAUGGAUCUGAUCUGGGACAAUACCAGAUUUUUGUCAGUAGCAUGUCAGUACUGUCAAGUGGAUCUAAAUGUUGAUACUCAUGCACCUCAGUGGCUAGCUAGAUGCCGGCGGCUUUUGUUAUGAUGUUAGUGUAAAUAAAAUAGACAAUCUUCACUGACUUGUCUUCAAUGAACA